Molecule: messenger RNA, 624 nt
Organism: Brenthis ino (lesser marbled fritillary)
Lineage: Eukaryota; Metazoa; Arthropoda; Insecta; Lepidoptera; Nymphalidae
Source: the annotation of a GenBank genome assembly
AUGUCUCAAAAUGAAGAACUAUUUACAACACGUAUGCGAAAAGCGACAAGAAAAAUACAUAACGUGAGUGAUGCACUCGUAAAUGCAAAGUUUGCUAUUUCUUUAAGAGAUGAAACAGUCUGGGGAGGUGGAUUGUUUGUAUUUUAUCAUAUCUUUGCUUUUCUCGAAGAUGCAAAGAAAAGGUUAAAUAUGUCACAAUUUGAUAAACUUUUUGUCAAAGAUAUUUUAUACAGAAAACAAGCUUUUGAAGAUGACUUGACACAUUAUCUUGGUGAAAACUGGAGGUCCUUGCCAAAAUCUCUGGCUUUAGAGAACUAUUUAGAACACUUGCAAAAUUUAGAAAAAGAGAAUCCCAAGCUAUUGAUGGCAUAUGUAUAUCAUUUGUACUUGGGCUUGUUGAGUGGUGGUCAGAUACUUGCUAAGAAGAGGAAUGUUUUUGGAGAAAAUAACUCAAAAAAAAUUGCAUACUCUGAUAAGGUAACUGAUUUUACGGGAGAAGACAUUGCUUUAUUAAAAAAAGAUUUUAGACAAGCCAUGAAUGAAAUAGCAGAAACCAUGUCGGAAGAUGAAAAAGAGGCAUUUAUAGAAGAAAAACGACCGGUUGCUUGGCGGUCAUUGACAGGU